AUGCCUCCAACACGGUGGGAGAAGACGAAAAGCAUAUCAAAAAAAGGCUUCGACAAAGCAUGGGAUACCGUCGACAAGCUAGGCGGGCCCGUCAACCGCCUAUCCAACAAACUAGGCGCCGAAGCCUUCUGGCCCAUGACAAUCGACCGGGAAGCAGAUAAGGCAGCGCGCAUUUUGCGCAGUUUUUGCAAGGAUGGCUUCUACGCUCCCGAGUCAACCAAAGACACCGAUGAGAACGGCAAGAUCAACCGCCCCAAGGGCAAGCAGCGCGUCAUUCAGAAAAUUCCCUCCAAAGUCCUCCGCAACGCCAAGGGUAUCGCCAUCUUCACGACUAUGCGCACGGGUCUGUGGAUGAGUGGCUCGGGUGGAAGUGGCGUGCUGCUCGGUCGCCUCCCCGAGACCGGCGAAUGGAGUCCCCCAUCAGGCAUCAUGCUGCAUACUGCGGGGAUAGGAUUCUUGGCUGGUGUGGAUAUUUAUGACUGCGUGGUCAUUAUCAAUACCUUUGAGGCCUUGGAGGCCUUCAAGAAGUUCCGCUGCACGCUGGGGGGAGAGGUCAGCGCCGCAGCGGGUCCCGUGGGGAUGGGCGGCGUGCUGGAAUCAGAGGUGCAUAAGCGCCAGGCGCCGAUCUGGACAUAUAUGAAGAGCAAAGGGCUGUAUGCUGGGGUUGCCGUCGAUGGCACGAUCAUCAUUGAGCGCACUGACGAGAACGAACGCUUCUACGGGGAGCGCUUGUCCGUAGAUCAGAUCCUGUCAGGCAAAGUCCGACACCCGCCGUAUGAACUCGAAACCCUCAUGCAGACUCUCAAGGCCGCCCAGGGAGACGAAGACGUCGACGAAAGCCUAGUGCCACCACCGGGCGCAACACCAGGCGACAUGGAGUUGGUGGAAGAGGACUUCCACCCCUUUGGUGUACCGGCGCAGGACGACCCGGAUCCUUAUGGAGUGAAGGCGUUGGAGGCGGAGGGCUUGUUCAUCCGCGAGGCCGGCACGAAGGUGAGGCCGAAUCAUGAAAUCUUUGAAUUCCGCCCCAAUCCGGGAAGUCCGAUCUACAGCACGUUCUCGCGGCGCAGCGUGGAUAGCUCGCCGCGGAACAGCUGGCGCGCCAGUGUACUGAGCUCUAAGAGCCAUGCGAGUGUCGAUCGGGGUACCCAGACUGAUGACUCGUCACUAACCGAGCCCACAUCAGUGAGUCGUGCGUCAUCUCGCAGCGCAAAGGAGUCGCCGCCGAUGAGUACCUGGGACGAGGAAGGGGACUCCGCUCGAUGGGACACGGUUGUUAUCCAUGGGGGCGAAGAAGAGCAGGUCAAGGUCCGUCAGUUGGAGGGCGAUGAGGCAGAGAACAGACAGGCUAGUGCCAAUGCUUGUGAUGACAAGAAGGAUGAUUUCGAGGGAGAUGAUGAAGAGGAUGACUAUGAAGUUCACGAGGUCAGCAACGCCAUGGUCACACCGAGGGAGAGCAUGCCAGCCUCGCCAACCAAGCCAGAGGAUCAAUCGCCAGACAGCGAGGCCAAGCGCAUGUCGCCAAGCUUCAUUCGGGCUCGUCUCGUCACGAUCCCGGCCCGUGGCCCGCCCGCUCUGCCCCCGCGUCACCCCCAACACGUCUUUGGCUCUGGUUCGAGCCGCGAGUCUACUUCGCCCACGGCCCAGUCUCACUCCAGCGUCAACACCUCACCCACCACCGAUGUGACUGAAGCGACCGAACAUGGCGAGAGCUUCGAUGCCUUCAAGGCAUCUCCAUUGGCUAAGCAUGUCAAGUCCGCUACUGCGAUCACCCCUGCAGUCGAAGAAGAUGAACGGGAAGAGUUCCUGUCUGCUAAUGGUGAUGAGUCAGAUGCUGAGGACCAUACCAUUACCCUCGAAGAUCGCGAGCCAGAGAUCAAGGAAGUCGUCGAAGCUGAGAAGUCCCCUCAACCCGAGAAGACUCCCAACCUCCCCAAGCUCGCCCCCAAUGUCGAGGAUACACCUGAGGUUGAAGAGACCCUUGACAAGAUUGAAGCAAAGCUUGAAGCCGAGGUUGACCACCCCGAAGGCCAAAAGUCAAACAAGACAUACGCUCAUGUCCUCGCUGACCGCGAGGAACAUGAGGAGUCCCCUGGCGGCACCAAGAUCGACACUACUCUGCCUCACGCCAGGGCUGACUAG
Penicillium salamii is the source of this 2142-nucleotide messenger RNA. Lineage: Eukaryota; Fungi; Ascomycota; Eurotiomycetes; Eurotiales; Aspergillaceae. The record is from the annotation of a GenBank genome assembly.